AUGUCGACUGGAAUAAAAAACGCCGGUUUCCUUUUGGGGUACCACUCCAUUCCCGAGCCGAUCAAUGCAGCCAUUAUCAACGUUCCUCUCCAUCGUCUGAAAGAACUGUUUCCCGGCAUUCAACGCUCUACAGCUAUGGCUGUCAUGUUUUCCUACCACCCAGAUAGCCCAUCCAAGCGAAGAGUCUUGUUGAUUAAGCGAAACGGCAAGGAAAGCUCAUGGGGUAAUACCUGGGAGACAGGAGGAGGAACUCCAGACGAGGAGGACCCGACCAUCAUCCAUUCCGCAGCCCGAAAAAACGGGGAGGAGACGCAAAUUUGGCCUUCGAGAAUUGCUGGCAAUGCUUUCACGUGUUCUUUCUAUCACAGGGAUAGAAAAACCGGCAAUAUAGUCCUCAUGCGCACGCUCGGAUUCAUCAUAAUCGACAAUGAAGAGACGAUGGCGCAACGAGUCUGGUCCAGCGAGAUGAAACAGCCGGUCGGCCAAAGUUCCGUUGAGAUCAGUGAUGAGCAUCUCGACCAUUGCUGGUUCACUGAGGACGAAGUUCGCAGCGCUGCUCUAUACGAGCAAGCCACUUCACAGGACCCAUUAGCUAUGCUUCUGGCCAAAAGGGACAUGGUUUUACUUGCCUUUGAGCUGUUCAGACAAUCCCAACGCGAGAAAUGGCCAUCUUCAAUAGAUAUAGUGCGCUAG
Molecule: messenger RNA, 693 nt
Organism: Penicillium antarcticum
Lineage: Eukaryota; Fungi; Ascomycota; Eurotiomycetes; Eurotiales; Aspergillaceae
Exons: 1
Coding region: 1-693 (230 amino acids)
Source: RefSeq, a predicted model, not a curated record